AUCAGGGCACUCUUGUUGUCGCAUGUUUGUCUGGCCCUGUCCGGACUUAUAUACAUACUUCAAAAUAAAUAUGACUAUGAGUAUGGAGACUGAGUAAUAGACAACAAAACAACGAAGAUAAGCAAUUAAAUGAAUCAAAAUUGUUGGAAAGAAAACUCACUCGGGGGAAAAAAAAGAGAGAGGAGCGAGUGGAUCUAUUUGAGUGGAAAUGGCUGCCACAGCCCCGGCUCUCUUCCACUUUCUACUCUCGAUCCAAAUGCGCACGCCCUCGCUUGGUAGGGGGCCGCACACACUUCAAAAAACACAACGGAAGACAACAUCGAGGGGCCAGGAGCCAGAAACCAGCAGCCAGCAGCCGUCGCCCGCUCACAAAUCCACCAAAUUAAUUAAUCAAAUUAUAAGCAUAAAUCAAAUAAAUUAAUUGUAGUAUAAUUCAUAAAAAAAAGAAAGAUCACUUCUUUCAUUUAACUCGCCUUAAACGAAAUUCUAGUGACUUCCAAUUACAUAAAAACAGCUGACGGCCGUUACAACAACUACAUACGGCUGCCAAAAAAACCAAAAACCGAAAAAAAAGUGUAGCGGAAAUUUCUCUGCAUUUUUCACGCGCUAAUGAAAAAUCUUCAAAAAAAAAAGAGCAAAAUAUCUGUAUUAAAUCAUCAAUAAAAAUAGCAAGAUCGGACUCGACUAGCGGUACCAUGCGCACAGCUGUUUGAGCGAAACUUCGGCCAAAGGAAAAGGCAACACGCACCAAAUCACACAAUUAAAAAAAAAAAAAAACAAGAAAAAAUAAAACAAUAGCUGAAGCAAAAGCCGCUCAUAAUUAAUAUGUACGAAAAAACAUUAAACAUAGGAACUGCAAAAGUUAAUAAUGCAUAUGAAUGGCAAAAAGUGAGUUACAAUAGCAAAAACAACCAGACCGUCGCAAAACCCAAACAACAACAAAAACAACCACACGCGGCUAAAACAAUCAAGAUCAGUGCGAAAAAUGCAACAAAAGCUCCACCGCCAACAACAACAGCCACGGUACCCACAUUACCGUUGCUCAAAUCUAUAGCCGUUAAACCGCAAAAACAAAAUCCAAAUCCAAAUCAAAAUCAAAGCCAACAAAUUAAAUUCGUUGGCAGCGCGACGCGCCGACAAACGUUGGCCCAUCAAAUAAAGCGAGCACAUCGACAUUUAUUGACCAGCGGCGGCCAAGAUAAACCGCAAAAGACUGGAAAACAGAAACAACAGAAACAGCCGCGCAAGAAACAAUUGUUGGGAAGUGAUAAACAAAAACAGCACCAGAAGCGUGGCACGGCGACCACCAAAUCCAUCCCCAGCCAUAGGAACACUCGGCGAUCGAGGUGCCACAGUGACGGGGCACAAUCGGGACUGUCGUCGCGUUGGUGUUCCAUCGAAGAGCAGCUGAACGUGCUGGACGAUCUGCUCUACUACUGCGAUGAGGAGGCGGAACAGUACUUAGCCCAGCUCUACGAAAAGUACCAGGAGCAACUCAGGUGCAAUAGCAUCGACAGCAGCUGCCGAACCAGAAGCUGUUCGCCCGGCAGCGAUUUCUGGAGCGACACAGAUUCCGAGAAUAUGUCACAGCACGACGACGACUCCAGCACCAGUGGCACUGGCAGCCACAGCACUGGCCACAGCUUGGUCCCAUCCUCGCUCAAGCGACGUGGCCACCAGCACCAUCCACGCUUCUCGGGCACUCGCCGUCCCAACGUUCCCAACGUCCAGGAGAUCCUAGCAGCUCUCUACAGAGGCGAUUCCAAGAGCGCUCUCUCCAAUCUGCGCGGCGAGACACCGCCGGAGGACCAGAAGGAGGAGGAUCAGAAGCAGCAGGAGAAUCAGAAGACCAGCCGAAGCACCCUAAGCCUUCCAUUAAGCGAGUCUGUUACCAAUUCCCUGGGCAGCAACAGUCCCACGCCCACUGACGAAAGCAGUGUCCAAGAUGAAAGUGCACUUAACACGCCUACGGCUGGCGAGGGAGUUCCUCCACCAGCUCCACCGUCCACGUCAAAGAGCAAGAAAAAGAAGCGAGAAAAGGGCGAGAAAAGUGAAAAGUCGGAAAAGUCUGACCGCAAAAAGAAAUCCUCCUCCUCCUCGUCGUCGGGCAAGAAGGAGCGGAGCAAGCGAUCAUCUGCCAACCCGAUGGAGCUCAGCAGCGACAGCUUGGCCACGGAUCUUAGUGCCGGAGCUAUAGAUGAAGGCAUUGCCCUGGCGGACGACGAUGACAACCAGGUGGCCGAGUGGUCCAAACUGCGGUGUACCAGUGAAUCGGCGGAGGUUGUGGCCGAGAGGGAAGCCCGUCGGAACAAGGGUCGGUGUGCAGACUAUCCGGGGCUGGCAUUUGGACGCUCCAUCUUCAGUUCGGACACCAUGAUGAAGUUCAAUAUCAUACGGAACGAGCUGCACAACAUCAUGAAUACACAACUCAAGCGGGCCGAAUCCGAGGUUGCUGCUCUGAACCGUCGCAUCCAGUUGCUCGAGGAAGACUUGGAGCGCUCUGAGGAGCGUCUGGGCUCCGCCACAGCCAAGCUGUCGGAAGCCUCUCAGGCUGCUGACGAGAGCGAACGUGCUCGCAAGAUUCUUGAGAACCGCGCCCUUGCCGAUGAAGAACGCAUGGACGCUCUUGAGAAUCAGCUGAAGGAAGCGCGUUUCCUUGCUGAGGAGGCUGACAAGAAAUACGAUGAGGUGCAGCUAAAAACCAAUCUGUCUUCUACUAUUCUAAGCAAUAAUAAUAAUAAUAACAACAGCAACAGUAACAAUAUCAGUUCUAAAACCGAGUCAUAUGUCACCAGUGCUAUUGGUGGCACUAUCGCCAACAAUAACGCAUCCCGAACUAUUGCUGUUGGUGAUGACACUUCCACAUUGUCCUCCACAAGUCACGAACAUAAUAAUAAUCCCACCAACGACACCUGAUUCUCUAUGAUUUCUUUGCCAAUUUUUGAAUUAUUUGAUGUAAAAUGAUGUAAUGGGGCUACCCCACCCCUAACUUGGCACAGGAAUCAUCACGGACAGGAUGUCGAUGUGAUGUAAAACUUGUGCUUACAACGAUGAAAAACGAUGGCAGCUAUAAAACUAGGCUGGCACCGCCGCCGCCCGCCUUAUGCAAUAUAUAGUUAGAAAAUGUACAUACUAUGUAAAGCAACUGCAAUUUCAAAUGAAAUUUUUGAUUGUAACGCGUGAACAAAUCUACUCCAUGUGUGUGUCUUUUUAGAGCUAUGUAACUAUUGUAUGUAAAGUAAAUGUUAAGAAUCGGUCCAUACGAUAUCUGAAUAGUACGAUGCUCUUCCACGAGAAAGCUUGAAAAGCAAUCGGAUAUACCUUUUGUUUUGUUUAAGAAUGAAAUUGUAAUCAAAGUUCACACUUGCCUUAACCAACCAACCCAACACACCUUAAAAAAUAACAAAUUAUAACCCAAGAAAUUGUCUAAUUUUGAUUAAAUAUAUAUAUAUAUUUUUGGCAAAGUUUAUAUCACAUUAUUAUAUACAAGAAUUAUAUAAAAAUACAAAUAUAUAAAUGCAGCAUAAAAAUGUAUCUUUAUCUUAUUUAAAGCAGAUAUGUUAGAGGCCCGACUAGUUGUUGUACUUUCUGUUUCUGGGAGUUAUAGAGGGGGUUUAUUUUAGGCAACUAUGAGAAUUAUUUUUAUUAUGUUUUGAAAAAAAGCUAUUUAACCAUUUGAAGAAACCCUGGCCCAGACUGGCCCAGUCCCUUAUUGCUUACGUGUUUUGUGCGAAUAUUGGAUCGAAAAUAAACACCAACUGAUAAACUGCAUUGGCUGAUAAGCCACCUAUAUAGUCCCCCCUUUUUUUCUUCUAUUUCGCACCUUAUCUCCGCCCAGAAACCUAUAAAUGGGCCACUGAGAAAAAGCUUCGAUAAGUGAAGAAAAGGCCGCUCCCCAGUUCACUCGAUUUCGCACUCCUUUACUUCAAAUAAAUGGCCAUGACAUAAGCGCCUAAAAAUCAACGAUCGGAUGAAUCAGAUCGGGACAGGAGGAGGAGGCACUCACUCGCUUACUUGACCCUCGGACGUAGGCCGAUCCGAAAAAGGGGGGCGUGCCAUGAGUCAGUGGCUUGAAAUGUGCGUGGAGUGAUUCCAACCAUCCGUAAUGCAUAUGUUUCGUUAUCUUUUCCUGCGAAAAGAUCUGACGCCACACAGGUUUAGUAGUAGGGGGGGAUCCACUGAAAAAGAUAUAUUAUAUUAGCAUACUAAAGACGGGAAAUGGAGACUGCUUUUGGCCAAGCUGGCUAAUUAAAAUCAAUAAGCGUGCUGCCCAAAAAUGGACCAAAGCAAUUUCAAAUUUUUGGACAGCAUCUUUACGGAUUUCCUAAAAACGAUCCAACAGAUACUAUAGCUUUUUAGCUAAUUUCCUUUAAACAGUUAAAAGAU
Drosophila ananassae is the source of this 4386-nucleotide messenger RNA. RefSeq names its product tropomyosin-2 (gene Tm1). The record is from RefSeq and is a predicted model, not a curated record. The transcript is spliced from 4 exons. Gene Ontology annotation, cellular component: actin filament. NCBI's taxonomy places the organism in Eukaryota, Metazoa, Arthropoda, Insecta, Diptera, Drosophilidae. Gene Ontology annotation, biological process: actin filament organization; muscle contraction. Gene Ontology annotation, molecular function: actin filament binding. Bases 826 to 2916 code for a protein of 696 amino acids.